AUGGCCGCCACGAUCACAUCGGCCCUCACGUUCUUCCACGAGCACGCACCGGACCUGGCAAAGCUCGUCAAGCUCGUGCAAUGCGACGAGGCCUCACAAAUCCCCGUCGCGACCUACCAGGCGAUAACACUGGUGUUCCCCAACGCGGUCGUCACAAUGGUUGGAGAUCGCCGGCUACUACCACCACUGACGCCCAAAAACCAACAAGAAGCGAAACGGACUCGGAGUGAUCUCACGCCUCGGCACGGACUCAGCCCUCAGCCACGCAUCGGACGGAGACCGAUUCCCCACGAUCGCCUUCCGUGAAAGUUUCCGCUGCCCGAGAGACAUCACCAACGUACUCUCGAAGAACUUCUACUCGGGAGAACUGCAGGCUAUGCGAUCCGCCAACGACCACGGCCAACAUCUGCCACGAGAGCUCAGCAAUCACACGUCACGCUCGUCAGUGCAAUGGAUCGAGAUUCCUGCCAGGUCACACCGUCAGGCAGGUAGCAGCCUGGUCAACACGAAAGAGGCCGAGAUCGUGACGAAGCACAUCGACGCACUGUUCGCCUCGAACUACACCGGAACAGUCGCCGUCCUCUCCUUCUACGGAGCCCAGAAGCCGGUGAUCGUGAAGGCGCUGUCCCAUCAUGAGGAACGGAGCGAGCUCUUCAUUGGCACGGUCGACUGCAGCCAGGGCAGAGAAUUCGACACCGUGUUCGUCCUGCUCACACGAUCGGACGGACAAUCAUCGUUUAUCGACGACCCGCGACGCGUGAACGUCGCACUCAGCCGCACCAAAGAUUGGUGUUUCGUGGUUGCCAGCGCAGAGGUCAUCGCCGGCACAACCUAUUGGCGGCGUAUUAAGGAGAUGACCAGAUAG
Messenger RNA from Caenorhabditis sp. 36 PRJEB53466, 865 nucleotides. NCBI's taxonomy places the organism in Eukaryota, Metazoa, Nematoda, Chromadorea, Rhabditida, Rhabditidae. The record is from the annotation of a GenBank genome assembly.